Molecule: messenger RNA, 1269 nt
Organism: Fusarium coffeatum
Lineage: Eukaryota; Fungi; Ascomycota; Sordariomycetes; Hypocreales; Nectriaceae
Exons: 1
Coding region: 1-1269 (422 amino acids)
Biological process (GO): proteolysis
Molecular function (GO): peptidase activity
Source: RefSeq, a predicted model, not a curated record
AUGCUUGCGCUGGGCACUGUCCUUUUAUCUUUGGCCGCCACGGCUUUCGGCCAGGAUCUCAGCGGUAACGACACAACCAACGGCACUGCCCCGAUUCGCGGAGACUACAUAUGGAAGCCAACAUGCAAGCUACCCUCGCCUGAAGAUUUCAUGUUCAACAUGGGUUUCGACUUCCGCGACGGCUGCGUUAAGGGCACGGGGAACCUAAAGGCCUUUGUAAUGUUUGUGGAUUUCCCAGAUGCCGAAGAUAAAGAUCCCGACUCGCUCAAGGCUUUGCACGACAAGCUGGUGCCCCCAACCGUCGAUUGGUAUACCAAGUCUAGCUACAAUAAGCUGAAACUGAACAUGAAGGCCGAUACCUCUCAGUACUACCGCAUGCCUAAGGCGUCGUCUGAGUAUGAUUGGCUAGGCAGAGGGGCUGGCAUUUGGCGACAUGAUCGUUAUAUUCAGGACGCCCUUGAUGCUUUCACCGCCAAUGGCACUCGCUCGCCCCCGCCCAAAGUGGAUGUCCUUUAUGUGGUUCCAACAAGCCAAGCAGCGAACUACAUGUCUCGCUCUAUUACCUACUACGACCCUGUCUCGACGCGUCAGGGUAAGCGGGUAGCCAAGAAGACUGUGACAUUUGGUGCUGCUGACUGGGAUCUUAUUGCUAUGACCAUGAUUCAUGAGACCGGUCAUGCCUUCUGUCUACCAGAUUACUAUUCAUUCCAAAGCUACGCAGGCUUCUAUACAGGAGGCUUUGGUGUCAUGUCCCAGACUGAAGGCAUGGCGCCUGACCAUUUCGCCUGGGACAAGUAUCGCUUGGGGUGGAUCGAGGACAAGGCUGUAGACUGUGUUCUUGAGGCCGGCAGCACGGAGCAUGUCCUUACUCCCCUUGCUGUCAAUGGUGGAAAGAAGGCGGUCGUGAUCGCAGGUAGCGAGAUUGCUGCUCUUGUGGCUGAAGUUCGCACUGCUGAUGGUCUGGAUAAGAAUCUUUGCGCUCCUGGUGUCUUACUCACUGAGAUUGGUACAAGAAUCGCAGCCGGCAGUGGCCCUAUUCGUGUUCUGGAUGCUACGCCUGGCACUGCGGGCUGUGCUGGAGACUUCGAUGACAAGAAUGAUGCUGCGCUGGCUUUGACUUUGGAAGGCAGCAAGUCUCUUGCGUAUAAGCCAGUUAGCUCGUUUGAGGUGCCUGAUUGGGAUGUCACAGUAACGCUGUUGAGUGUGGAAGACUCAAAGUAUACUAUUCGCGUUGACCGCAAAACGUCUGUUAAGACUGAUUCCUGGUAG